Molecule: messenger RNA, 1860 nt
Organism: Gadus chalcogrammus (walleye pollock)
Lineage: Eukaryota; Metazoa; Chordata; Actinopteri; Gadiformes; Gadidae
Product: trafficking kinesin-binding protein 1-like
Exons: 9
Coding region: 1-1860 (619 amino acids)
Biological process (GO): neurogenesis; neurotrophin TRK receptor signaling pathway; anterograde axonal transport of mitochondrion
Cellular component (GO): dendrite
Molecular function (GO): signaling receptor binding
Source: RefSeq, a predicted model, not a curated record
AUGAAGACAGGGUUGAUUAAAGAUCUGCUGGAGGCCGACCUCGUUAUCCACGGAGAUCCCUCGGCAGUGAUCUGGGGCCGCGGCUCUAGUGAGACGGGGGUCUUUCAGCCAGAGGCAGCCCAGGCUGAUGUGAUGUCGGCCCCACAGAGGCCCACUGUCCUGCCUCUCUUCCUCUACGCGCGCCUGCAGGAAGCUGCCCCAUUGUCCUGGGAGAGGAAGGGGCCGUGCGCGGGACCGACUACUAAAGGAACCUGGCAGCCACACAGAGCGUUAACCUUCAGGAUUAAUGUGUUUGUUCAGCUCAGCCACGAGAACGACGGCCUCAGCGUGCACCUGAACGCCUCGCGGGAAGGGCAGAUUAUCCUGCGCUCAGAGAUGACUGACUUGCAGGUCAAGUACGCGCAGUGCGAGGACAUGCUACGGGAGGCCAGAGAGGACAUCAAGAACCUGCGCAACAAGAGCCUGCCCAACAGCACGGUACAGCGCUACAGCGCAUUGGCCUCCGUCUUCCCCAUGGACUCCCUGGCCGCAGAGAUAGAGGGCACCUUCCGAAAGGGCCUGGACAGCCCCGCCCCCUCCGAGUACAAGAGCCACCCGUGGCGCGUGUUUGAGACGGUGAAGGUGGCCCAGCGGCUGCUGUCCCGCUGCCCCUCCCCGGCCCUCCCCGGCUCCAGCCCCCCCUCCGCCCACUCCUCCUCCACCUCCACCCCCCGGACCAGCUACUACGGCUCGGACAGCGCCAGCUUCAGCCUGGAGGACCGCCUCCAGGCGGCGGCGCCGGCGCCGGCAGAGCCGGACCACAGCUCCGCCCAGACGGGCCCCAAGCGGCUGGGCCAGCCCGGGACCCCCGGGGGGCGGGACCUGGAGGCGGCGCUGUUCCACCUGUCGGCGCGGCAGCAGAGCCACCUGUCGGAGCGGCCCUUCUUCGACGUGGAGCGCGAGAGGAAGAUGAGGGCGCUGGGGGCGGGGCCGGCCGGGGGCGGGGCCGGGGGCGAGGAGGAGGGGGGGCAGGACUCCAGCGGGUUCCUCACCCCCGACGGCAGCCUGGGCUCCGCCUCCACCGGGACCAACUACUCCAACGGCAGCUCACGGCCCUCGGGGUCCUCGGGGGGCCGGUCCUACCUGCCCGACCGGCUGCAGAUCGUCAAGCCCCUGGAGGGCUCGGCCACCCUGCACCAGUGGCAGCAGCUGGCCACGCCCAACCUGGCGGGCAUCCUGCAGCCGCGGCCGGGGGUCCUGACCAAGGACUUCAGGGAGCUGGAGGGCGACCUGCAGACGGUGUACAGCCUGAACGACCCCGAGGAGGACGACCUCUGCCCCUCCCCCGGCGCCAUGGCAUCUCCAUUCGGCCCCGCCCUCCCCCUGACUCCUCCCCCCAACUCCAUCUCCACCCGUCCAGCCCUCCGCCCCUCCCUCCUCACCCCCUCCUCCUCCUCCAGCCCUGGCCCUCACCGCCGGCCUGCUGGCGGGGGCGCCGCUGAGCCUCUGAGCGUCUGGCCGCCAUCCAAUCAGCAGCAGCCCGUGGCCCCGCCCCUGUUCGGCCCCGCCCUCCCCAGCCCAGCGCCUCUGGGUCUGGUGAAGCUUCUGGAGCGGAAGGGGAUCACCGGGGGGUCCCGGGGUGCCGGACCCCCCCCCCGCCGCCACCGCCAGGGGGGUCCGGCGCCGGGCGCCCCCCAGGGCAGCCCAGAGGGAGACCCCGGGGGGGCGGGGCUGGGGGCGGACCCGGGGAGGGGGCGGGUCUUCAGCCUGAACCUGGUGGAGAAACUCCAGAACCUGGGGCUGCACCGGGUGGCGGCCUGGGGGAUGGGGGGCAGGGCGCAGAGACCCACCCUGAGGUCAGAGGUCAGAGACCCACCCUGA